UUCUCUUUCCAGAAAUGAAAGCCCGCCCAUAAAACCCACAGCCAUUUUCAAACUUUUAGAUCCCCUCCGGACCCCGGUGUAUAUAGGGGUGUGUGUGUGUGAGAGACUAAUUUUCAGAAAUAGCUGAUCGAAAGUCGAAGCCUGCUGCGAACUUCGCAAGUUGGAAAAAAACGUCGGCAGGUUGAUUCAGUUUCAAGUUACGCCGGAGUCUCUCCGUUGGCUGAAUAGGCGGACAAGUAACACCACUCUAUUGGCGGUUUCCGUCUCGCGUUCUCUUUCUCCGGCGAAUUCGAGCUGUAAGUGUUUGCAGAAAAUUUCUCCAUUCAAUGGCCAGAAAGAGAGGAAGAACUUGCAAAAAGAGUCAAAAAAUCACGAAGGAUGCUCAGGAGAAGCAUCAAGUGGAAAAGGAAGAUGAUAUAUUAAUCAAUCACGAAGCUCAAUUAUUGUCCCAUCUUUUUCUAGUUGAACGUCAAAGUGCUGCAAUUAGGGCCAUUCGUGAUGUGGAGACAGAACAAUUACUAACUCAGCUGUGUUUGCUUCGGUCGAAUUUCAAUGAAGAACAGCUGCAAAUUCCAGUAAUGCAAUUUUUUAGGGAAAACCUUCCGAACCUAGCUGUUACUAGGAAAGAGGAUGGCACUCAUGAAGUGAAAUGGAAGGAGGCUGAUGAUAAUCUAAGCAUCGACCAACUUGAUGGAAGAUAUCUGCCUGCUUCUCUUCUACAACAGCUGUCAAUGGCUUACCCUGCUUGCUCCAAUGCCAUACCAUCAUUUGGUGGAUUUGGACUUUCAAGCAAAUCCGUUAAAGCAACUCUAUUUGGUGCUGAAAACAUGGAGAUCAAGCAAUUCGUUCUAGAAGAGCCAUCUGAUGCUCAGAUGUUUGAGCUGCAGGAUACUCAUCAGACUCCUGGUGUGAAUAACAAUCAAUUAUCUGUUGGGAUGACACCCAAAACUCUAAGGCUUCCUAAGACCGGAGAAGUGCUUCUAUCGGUGCAUGACUCUCCUCUUGGUGUUUACAAGGAAGACAACAUGGAACCAAUACAUGAUCAGAAGAUGGAUGAAUGGCGUGCAGUGAUUUUAUUAGAUUGGAAUAGAAGAUAUAGUUCCUCAUUGUAAAUAAAUGUGCUAAACUGGUGGACACUUGACUUAGAGAGAUCUCAGACAACUAGGAAGAGAUAAUAUCACCCAUAAAGUGUCCACAUGCUUCUAAUUGUCUUACUAGAGCUAUAUUGAUGAGCCAUUGUACAGAUUAUGAUAGAAACUAUUCUAAUAUUGAUGAAAAGAUUGGAUUA
Nicotiana tabacum (common tobacco) is the source of this 1288-nucleotide messenger RNA. RefSeq lists its product as uncharacterized. Lineage: Eukaryota; Viridiplantae; Streptophyta; Magnoliopsida; Solanales; Solanaceae. The record is from RefSeq and is a predicted model, not a curated record.